AUGGCGUUCCUCAUGGGUCUUACAAUACCUGCCUUUUCCAUCGUAUUCGGAGAUAUAUUGGGAACCCUUUCGAGUUCAUCCACCGAUAAGAUUAAAGAGGAUGUACUCAUGUAUUCAAUGAUAUUUGUGGCAAUGGGUAUUGGGACCGGAAUCGCGUCAUUCCUGCAGAUUUAUAUGUUUGGCGUUUGUGGUGAACGACUGACAAUGAGACUCAGGAAAAUGGUAUUCACAGCGAUGUUAAAGCAAGAGGUGGCCUGGUUUGAUGAGCAGGCCAAUAGUACCGGUGCUCUGUGUUCCCGACUCUCAUCGGACGCCUCUAGUGUCCAAGGGGCCGCUGGAUCUCGUAUGUCGACCCUCUGUCAGGCUGUUUCCACUCUGGGCGCCGGUGUUGUCAUCGCAUUGUACUACAGU
Oppiella nova is the source of this 411-nucleotide messenger RNA. NCBI's taxonomy places the organism in Eukaryota, Metazoa, Arthropoda, Arachnida, Sarcoptiformes, Oppiidae. The record is from the annotation of a GenBank genome assembly.